AUGAGCGCCGUGUCACGCAAGUCUCGAAUGGCCACCAGUGUGGCCAGAGUCAUGUACACCAAUGCAGUCUAUUUCCCUAGCAGCAGAAUAUACCAAGGUGAUUCGCCCGGAAUGCUCAAUUACGGCUGCAUCAACCACGUGUAUUAUGCUUAUGCCAGUGUGACUGCGGACGGCAGUGUGUUUCUUGGCGAUGAGUGGGCCGAUGCAAGAGCGCCAGUGGAUGGCGUUCAGGGUGGCUUGGGAUCCUUGAUGCAUCUCAAGCAGAGGCACCCUCACCUGCAGGUCGUCUUAUCUAUUGGUGGCAGCACUGCGUCCGAGGUAUUCCCCGUUGUUGCGUCCAGCACUCUGCUCAGGGACAACUUUGCCAGGUCUUGCCUUGGCCUUGUUGAAGCUUCCGGCCUUGAUGGUAUUGAUAUUGCUUGGGAGUUCCCGUCCGAGGCCAAACAUGGCCACGACUUCCUGGCCCUAUUGGCAGCAGUCCGGAUUCACCUUCCUGAUGACCGCUUCAUCUUAACAGCUGUCCUCCCUGCGGCGAAGGAGGUGCUCGACCUCAUCGAUCUAAAGACGGCAGCCGAGUACCUUGACUACAUCAAUCUGGUGGCAUAUGAUUUCUUCGGCACAUGGACAUCCAAGAGCGGUCACCACGCACAAUUAUAUACCAUGAAUAAGGACGAGCCGUCGGCAUCGUCCGGCGUGGCACAUCUGAUGGCACAAGGAUUCCCUCCAAAGAGCAUUCUGCUCGGCAUCCCUACGUACGGACGAAGCUUUCUAAAGGCAAACGGACCUGGACAAGAUUUCAACGGCGUAGGCGGCCAAGAGGGCACCUUCGAGUACAGCGAGCUGCCACGGAAGGGAUGCAAAGAGAUUGUGGAUAGGCGCUAUAUUGCGGCCCAAUGCGUUGGUGGCGAUGGGGGCUUUGUCACCUACGACAACCCCGAGACGGUCAAGGUCAAGGCGGAAUUUUGCAAGCAAAAGGGAUUAGGGGGGCUCUUUUACUGGAACGGACCGGCGGAUUCUCGAGAUCAAGCAAGAAGCCUGAUCGCGGCGGGUUUCCGCGCUCUGCAUACCUCUUGA
Molecule: messenger RNA, 1074 nt
Organism: Trichoderma breve
Lineage: Eukaryota; Fungi; Ascomycota; Sordariomycetes; Hypocreales; Hypocreaceae
Product: glycosyl hydrolases family 18 domain-containing protein
Exons: 4
Coding region: 1-1074 (357 amino acids)
Biological process (GO): carbohydrate metabolic process; chitin catabolic process
Cellular component (GO): extracellular region
Molecular function (GO): chitinase activity; chitin binding
Source: RefSeq, a predicted model, not a curated record